CACCAAAAGAAGAACCACAACUGAAAUAAAACAUGGGGUCAGUCACUUCCCUGGCUUCUGGAAAUGAAUACAAUUCAACAAAGAAUCAAACAAAUCCAAGUAGAUACUGUGGUUAUGUUGAAGGAAACCAGGAUAAUAAUCAAGUAUUAAUGUAUGUAACAACCAUCUUCACUUUUCUUAUCUCCAGUUUUGGAUUUAUGGGUAAUGGAAUUGUCAUCUGUCUCCUGGUCUUCUACAUCAAGAGAAAUCAUUUCACCACCUACAUCUUGAACCUCUCCAUUGCUGAUCUGGGUGUAGUCACAGGUCUACUCUCUAUUAAUGCAUAUUGGCUUGUAGGCCGGUUGCCUCAUGUUGAGUAUGCGGAUCCACUGAAGUCAGUAUUCCGCACCUUCUUCCUAGUCAUGUACUGCAUCAGUCAGUUUCUACUGACGGUAAUCAGUAUUGAUAGGUGUGCAUGUAUCUUCUUUCCAAUAUGGUAUCGAUAUCACCAACCACGAAAUUUUUCCAUCAUUGUGUGUGUUGUAAUCUGGAUCCUCAUCAUCCCACUUUUUCCAGCACAUAUCAGCCUCUACUUGCGUUUAAAAUACUGUGAAAUCUGGUUCUAUCUAUUUCUCAUUAAUGCCGUGCUUUUCACUCCAGGCAUGACUGUUACCACUGUGGCCAUUUUAAUUAAGGUCUGCUUCAUAUCACCACAGUAUAAACGAGGGAAGAUUUUAAUUGCCAUCUUGCUUGCUCUCCUCUUCUUCCUCCUCUUUGCUUUACCAAUGAAUAUUAUACAAUACCUCUCUUUUAAAGACCCUAAGUUUGACCAUUCCUAUUUUUAUGAAUUUGGCUACAUAUGUGCAGCCAUAAACAGUUCUGUCAAUCCAUACAUUUAUUUCUUUGUAGGGAGAGGAAAAGGUUGUCGAGAUAGGGAAAAAAUAUGUAAAAUACUUCAGAACAUUUUCAAAGAGGAAGACAAUAGUACAACAAAAAAUCCCAGUUCAAACUCAAAAUACAAUGCUUCCACUCAAAGUGCAACAGCAUCACUCUAGUUUGAAUUAUGCAGAUGCUACUUUACCUUCCUGUAUAUGUAAAUGUAUUGAGAGAAAGUGUCUAAGAUUACAACAAAAAUGUGUAUAUAGUCAAUACAUUAUGUAUACAGACUAAUAUCUUUCUGAGAUCCCACUCAAGCACUGGUGGAGUAGUGGCAGCAUUUCUCCAGUCCCUGGCUUGUUGAAGAGUUCCCAUAGAAAAAGGUCUUGGAGGAAAUGUGGUUGGAUAUACUUGGGAGUGCCAGUUUUAAUUUAUUGUAUCAGGAGUGAACCAAGAGUUUUGUAAUGUAUUUUUUAAAGAAAAUACAAAGUUUAAAAACUUGGCAUUCUAUUAAAAG
Anolis sagrei ordinatus is the source of this 1372-nucleotide messenger RNA. Its product is annotated as proto-oncogene Mas-like. Gene Ontology annotation, biological process: G protein-coupled receptor signaling pathway. The record is from RefSeq and is a predicted model, not a curated record. Gene Ontology annotation, molecular function: G protein-coupled receptor activity. Lineage: Eukaryota; Metazoa; Chordata; Lepidosauria; Squamata; Anolidae. Gene Ontology annotation, cellular component: membrane.